CGAGGACCGAAGUUACGGUAGAGUCUGGUUUCCAGCUGUUACUUCUACUACACUCUCGCUAGAGGGCGCGAGCAUAUUCAUUUAUCGAUGAUGACGUUGACCAUGUGAUCACGUAACCAAGAUGGCGUCGGGGCAACAGUGGGUGUUAGUAGAGAUGGUACAAGCACUCUACGAGGCGCCUGCUUACCAUCUCAUCCUGGAGGGCAUCCUCAUCUUAUGGAUCGUCAGACUCCUGUUUUCAAAGACCUAUAAACUACAGGAGCGUUCUGACCUCACAGAAAAGGAAAAAGAGGACUUGAUUGAAGAAUGGCAACCAGAGCCCCUUGUCCCUCCUGUUUCCAAAGACCAUCCCUCCAUGAAUUAUGACAUUGUCUCUGGGCCACCAAGCCACAACAUUGUUGUGAAUGGGAAACAGUGCAUAAACUUUGCUUCUUUUAACUUCUUGGGUCUCCUUGACAAUGAGCGAGUAAAGCAAAAGGCUUUGGCUUCUCUCAAGAAAUAUGGUGUCGGUACCUGUGGCCCAAGAGGUUUCUAUGGAACAUUUGAUGUCCACUUGGAGUUAGAGGAUCGUUUGGCGAAAUUCAUGAGAACCGAGGAGGCCAUCAUCUACUCCUAUGGAUUUGCCACUAUAGCGAGCGCAAUACCUGCCUACUCCAAGAGAGGUGACAUAGUGUUUGUGGACGAAGCGGCAUGUUUCUCCAUACAAAAGGGUCUCCAAGCCUCACGCAGUUUCAUCAAGUACUUUAAACACAACGAUAUGGAGGAUCUGGAGAGGCUGCUCAAAGAGCAGGAGAUUGAGGAUCAGAAGAAUCCUCGGAAGGCCCGAGUGACCAGGAGGUUCGUGGUGGUGGAGGGACUGUAUAUAAACACUGCAGAUGUCUGUCCCCUUCCGGCCCUGGUGAAGUUGAAGUACAAGUACAAGGUCCGCAUCUUCCUGGAAGAGAGCAUGUCAUUCGGGGUGCUGGGAGAGCAUGGCCGCGGGGUCACUGAACAUUUUGGGGUCAACAUUGACGAUAUCGACCUUAUUAGUGCCAACAUGGAGAAUGCGGUGGCGUCCAUAGGUGGCUUCUGCUGUGGAAGGUCAUUUGUCAUUGACCAUCAGCGUCUGUCGGGUCAAGGAUACUGUUUCUCUGCUUCCCUUCCUCCCAUGCUGGCUGCCGCUGCCAUUGAGGCCCUGAACAUCAUGGAGGAAGACCCAGACAUUUUCUCUGUCCUGAGGGAGAAGUGUGAACAGGUCCACAAAGCACUGCAAGGAACUCCCGGUAUGAAGGUAUUAGGAGAGUCGUACGCCCCUGCCCUUCAUCUGCAACUGGAGAGCAGCUCUGGAUCCAGAGAAACUGAUGUGAGGAUGCUUCGCCGGAUCGUAGAUUACUGUCUGGAGAAACAGAUCGCACUCACGCUAGCUCGGUACUUGGACAAAGAGGAACGGUUUCUCCCUCCGCCUUCGAUCCGAGUGGUGGUUACCGUCGAGCAGACAAAAGAGGACAUUGACAGAGCUGCGUCCUGUAUCAGAGAAGCAGCUCUGUCUAUCCUCAAAUGAUCCCAGGCUGUUAACAAACCAGACCCGGAAUUCUCAGUUCUCAGAGUUGGCCGUCAUUCCCGGGAUUCACAGAGGGGGCCUGUCGGUGGCGUUGAUCGAGACGAAGGUCAGGGGCGGUCCAUCUAUGCACGUCCACGUGCACGUGCUUCCAUCCACAAACUCAAGGAGCCUACGAGGUGAAAGGCGGACAAGACCUUUCCAUAGUGGGGCUUGUUGUUUAACCAUGUCAUCCUUCUCGCAGCUACUUGUUUCUUUAACUUUGACCAUAUUGUUAUGUUUCCCCCUUUUCAUUGCGACUAGUUGCAGUACACUUUCACCUUCUCACCAGGAAAUUCAUGUAAAACGUGGGACUCGUCGUCAUCCAUUCGGGAGUGUUUGCUACGUUUGCCUAGUUUUUUAGCAAUUAACCAUCUGCCCUGGAUGUUGCAAGUCUUAUCUAAUCAACAAUAAAUAUUUAAAACCAAGAAAGAUUUAUAAUUUAAGUAAAAUGUUUUGAUACUGUAAUGUGAUACUUUUCUUUGUUUUUCAUGUAUUGCCAGAAAUGGAAGUACCUUUUUUCCAUUUUACUUUUAUGACUUUCAGUCUUUUGACCAAAGGUUAGAUUGUAUUUCCAAAAGGAAAGGUUUUAUAUUAUUGCACUGUUUUGUUGUAUAAAAUGCCACAAUUUAUGUUUGGUUCACUUAUAUAUAGAAGUAUAGAAAUUAAUACUUUAUAGAUAUUAAUACUUUAUUCCACAUGGUCAUUGAUUUUAAACCUUGCAAUAUUUUUAUCUCAUGACAUCAACUGACCCACUUGGCAUGGAUUUGUCUCCUUGCCAUGGCCCCAUGACAGUAUUUAUCAUUGGGGAUUUAAAAUAAAUAUAUUUUUAAACAUACUACAUUUGUUUGUUACUCACCUUCAGUAACUUACCUCCGUUUUUAAGUUUCACAGUUGUUCGUAAAUAUAUUUUUUCUGUUCAAUCCCAUUAAUGAUUGUUGUGUAGCAGUUGACAUUUGAAUGCACACACUGCAAUAUGUCAUUUUACGUAAAUUGAUAUUUUUUGUAACCUGCUGAUUUAAAACCAAUAUGAAUAUAUUUGCACUGUUGUAAAUGCGCAUCCACCUCAUUCACGUUGAGUUGUUGAUCGAGACGGUGAGGUGGAACUACUAAACAAGCGUCACAUUUUUGUACCAGAGACAUAUUCGAUGGUUCAUUUACAGAAACACCCAAUAUAUGCAGUAUAUUUUGUGCCUUUGUGUUGCUGCUAACUGCUAUGAAUUUUAAUGAUUUAAAAUUAAAUAAAUUGGGAAAUGGGUCACUUG
This is a messenger RNA of Esox lucius (northern pike), 2841 nucleotides long. It is a transcript of the gene sptlc1, whose product is annotated as serine palmitoyltransferase, long chain base subunit 1. Gene Ontology annotation, molecular function: pyridoxal phosphate binding; serine C-palmitoyltransferase activity. The transcript has 15 exons. Bases 122 to 1540 code for a protein of 472 amino acids. Gene Ontology annotation, biological process: sphingosine biosynthetic process; ceramide biosynthetic process. Lineage: Eukaryota; Metazoa; Chordata; Actinopteri; Esociformes; Esocidae. The record is from RefSeq and is a predicted model, not a curated record. Gene Ontology annotation, cellular component: endoplasmic reticulum.